CUGUCUCUGUGUUUCUGAGGCCGUAUUGCAGCAGGGCGCUUUAUGCUGGGUGACCGGAACCAGUUGAAACCGGUUUGAGGCAGACGGAGAGCUCACAGGAACAAUGCCGCCUCUGUGCUCCACUGAGGGAUAGAGAUAGCCCAGGCUACUCCAUGGCAGCCCUUCACAACUCAGCCACUGGCUGCUAUGGCAAAGGCACAGAUCCUGCCGCUGCUGACUGCUGGCUGGAUGUCGGUGUGCUAUGCAGCAUGGCUCACUGCAAGGGGAGCAGGGAGAUUUGGGAAGGGACGAGGGCAGGGGGACGUGGCUGGCUGGGAGUCUGUGAAUCUGCAGCCUAGAGCCUACCUCACAGGACUAUUAUCUAUCUGUCUGUUUGUGUGUCUGUAUGCUGCUAGUGGUGCAGAGAAUGAUUAAGGAGGAUCCUUACCAACACCAGCACCACUCACCAGCUCCCUGGAUGUAACCUGACCCUGUAUUCUGGGCCUUUGCCUGGUUGGAAAGAAACAGGAUUUUUUUCCAUGCAGGGUGGGGUGGAUGGCUUUUUGUGGGUUAGUGGUGUUGUGACUGUGUUUGUUACAGGAUGGAAGGAAGGAAGGAAAGAAGGUUUGGCUAGUGGCUGGAGAGGGACGGAGGCAAGAGGGUAAUCUCCUCCUCAGAUCAGGAGCAGGACCAUGGGAGAUAUGAAGACGCCAGACUUCGAUGACCUGCUGGCGGCCUUCGACAUCCCUGACAUGGUGGAUCCCAAAGCCGCUAUUGAGUCUGGCCACCAUGAUGACCACGAGGGCCAGGUCAAACAAGGCAGCGGUGUGUUGGCUGCCAACGAGGACGAGGCCCACAAUCCCUCUGCAGGGCACGACGUUGGAGUUAGCGUCAUUGUCAAAAACAUCCGAAAUAUGGACACUGGUGAGAAUGGUAGAACCAUAUCAGAGAAAGACGGCCAUUUCCACUCUCAUCCCCACACCCAUUCUGUUGCCAUAAGCAAUGGACUUCAUAAUGGCUUCUUACCAGCCAUGCCUGGUAAUCAUUACAACAAGAAUGGAUGGAAAGCUCCUCGGGAAGAAGGUGCCCCAGUUAAUAACCCAUCAUCUACCUUCAAUCAGUUCAGCCCUAUCUCCAGUGCUGAAGAGUUUGAUGAUGAUGAUAAGAUUGAAGUAGAUGACCCUAUGGACAAGCAGGGUAGCCAAUCAUUUUUCAGGCCCACUCCAAACUCCUUGACUGGGCGGUCUUCCUGUCCUAAGAGAGAGGAGCAAAAUCCAAAAAUGUCUACAUCAGCAGACAGCGUUUCUAAGCCUAGAGCCAGUGGAGAUUCAGGUCAGCCUAAAUCUGAUCAAAACAAUAAUAGCAAUGGCACUUUGGAUUAUUCCAAGUUUAAGGACCCCCUUCAUUCAAGGAAGCCUGAAGAGGAAUCCAAAGAAACUGUCCUAAAGCCUCAAGGGCAGGAGAGCCAGGAGGCAGGAGAGCCCUCAGGGGUUGGCUCUGUUAGUGUUUCCAGUCUCGUGCAGGCCAAAGCCAAGUCCUCUGCAAAACUCUCCUCUUGUAUAGCAGCCAUUGCAGCCUUGAGUGCCAAAAAGGCCAGUGUUGUUGACUCGGGUGUCCUGGAUUCCCCUACUACCCAGAAAGAAUCUGUACAUAUAUCACCAGACAGAGAGUCCCUGAAAGAAGCCAGUGAAAGUCCCAGAGCUUCAGAGAAGCCACAUGAACAGGAGUCAGCACUGGAUGUUGCAAAGAGGGUCCUGUCGACAGAGCCAAACAGCCCUUCUAGUGUCAUCAGUGAGGGUAGCAGUAAAGGCUCCCCUGGCUCACCCACAGGCACCACUCCUGUCAUCCCAAAGGUAAGAAUCAAAACCAUCAAGACCUCCUCAGGCCAGAUCAAACGUACCGUCACCCGAAUACUUCCAGAUUUUGAUCCCGAAGGCCUGAAGAAAGGAGAAAAUUCCAGUAUCCCAUCUGUCAUGGCUUCCUCUAUGCUGUCCUCCCCAGCCUCCAGUGCAAUCUUCUCAUCUCCCACACGACCCUCUCUUCCCACCACUGUAGUAGCCACUGCUACAGGUCCCUCCAUGGAGAUUACCAAGCAAAUGACUAUCAAACCUGUGGCAACAGCCUUCCUGCCAGUCUCAGCAGUCAAGACAGCAGGUUCACAAGUUAUCAACCUCAAGCUGGCUAACAACACCACGGUCAAAGCAACAGUCAUCCCUGCUGCCUCAGUGCAGAGUGCCAGCAGUGCCAUCCUAAAAGCUGCUAAUGCCAUCCAGCAACAAACUGUCAUGGUACCUGCCUCCAGUUUGGCUAAUGCCAAACUUGUGCCAAAGACAGUCCAUCUUAGCAACCUUAAUCUUUUGCCUCAGACAGUAUCUUCUGCUGCCUGUGAUCUCCACCAGGCUCUGUCCUCCUCCAAGCAGCCUCAGCAUCAACAACCACAGCAUCAAGUCAAGCAACAGACAAUACUGGCUGGCCAGGCCCCAAAGAAAGUCUCCAGAGUUCAAGUGUUCACCAGCUCUCAAAGUUCUGUGGUGGAUGCCUUCAAUAAAGUCCUGAGUAGCAUAAACCCUGUCCCAGUGUACGUGCCCAACCUCUCUCCCCCAACUUCAGCCUGUAUCUCACUACCCUCUCGUGGCUACAAGUGCCUGGAGUGUGGAGAUUCCUUUGCUCUCGAGAAGAGCCUGACUCAGCACUAUGAACGUCGCAGUGUGCGGAUCGAGGUCACUUGCAACCACUGUGCCAAAAGCCUCGUGUUCUAUAACAAGUGCAGCCUGUUGUCUCAUGCCAGGGGCCACAAAGACAAAGGAGUGGUCAUGCAGUGUUCACACCUAAUCCUUAAACCCAUCCCUGCAGAUCAGAUGUUGGCCGCACCAUCUGGCCCAUCCAACGUUACAUCCACCACUUCCACCACCCAAGCCCAGGGCUCUGCAGGUCAAAUCCCAGGGAAGGCUGGUGGCGGUGGGGCCCAAACUGCAGUGAUCUCAGCCCCAUGCAGUGUUCCUCUAGUUGCAGCCAUGCCUUUGGAGGAUGAUGCAUCAAAACUCUGCAGGCACAGCCUCAAGUGCUUGGAGUGCAAUGCCAUGUUCCAGGAUGAAAGCUCCCUAGCCAUGCACUAUCAACAGGCACUGGAAACCAGUGGGCAGAAAACAUGCACUAUCUGCCAAAUGCUUCUUCCCAAUCAGUGCAGCUUUCUGUCGCACCAGCGAAUCCACCAGCACAAGUCUCCUUAUAUCUGCCCUGAGUGUGGUGCCAGCUGUCGCUCUGUCCACUUCCAGUCCCACGUCACCAGGAACUGCCUGCAUUACACACGAAGAGUCGGCUACCGAUGUGUCCACUGCAGUGUGAUCUUCGCUGAUGUUUCUACUCUGAAGUCCCACAUCCAAAGUACCCACUGUGAGAUCUUCUAUAAAUGUCCCAUCUGCCCAAUGGCCUUCAAGUCAGCGCCAGGAACACACUCUCAUGCGUACACGCAACAUCCCGGAGUAAAGAUAGGGGAACCCAAGUUGAUCUAUAAGUGCUCCAUGUGUGACACGGUAUUCACUCUGCAGUCCCUGCUCUACACACACUUCGACCAGCAUGUAGUCAAUCAUAAAGUUUCAGUGUUCAAAUGCCCAGACUGCUCUAUGCACUAUGCACAGAAACAGCUCAUGUUGGACCACAUCAAGACCAUCCACGGGACCCUGAAGACCAUUGAGGGGCCACCUAAUCUGGGCAUCAACCUGCCUCUCAGCACCAAGCCCACCAACUCCAACAGUAAUAAUGGAAACAGUCCCAGCAGUAAUAAUAACACCAGGGAUGGAGGGAAUGUCAACGGUCAAGACAAGGGCGACAAGAAGCCUCCCCCGUCGCCGCUGAAGAAAACCAACAGUAAUCACUCAGCAGACCUCAGGAACCCCCCUGGCCCCGGGUACACAUGUGGAGACUGCGACUGCCUCUUCACCUCCAGGGAGGUCUUCGUGUCUCAUAUGAGGCGUGAACACGGCAAGACAUUGAAGAAGCAUCCAUGUCGACAGUGUGACAAAUCCUUCAGCUCCUCGCACAGCCUCUGCCGGCACAACCGACUCAAACACAAGGGGCUGCGCAAGGUCUACACCUGCCCACACUGUCCAGCGCUCAGUCAGCCGUUCACUAAGAGAGUGCUGCUGGACCAGCACAUUCAGCUGAUGCAUGGGAAGAUAAAUGACCCUGAUAAUAUGGACACAAUAACAGACAAGGAGCACUCUCAGACUCUCAGCCCCAAGAGAAAGCAGGAAGAUGACGAGGCGACUCCCGGCUUGCACCUCAGGAGCUCGGACUCACAGCCGCUGAAGAAGCUCAAGGUGAACAUCCUCAAAAUUCACAAGUGUGCCGUCUGCGGCUUCACCACCGAGGACAUUACCGCCUUCCACAAGCACAUCCCCCAGCACAAGUCUGACGGGUCGUCCUACCAGUGUCAGGAGUGCGGCCUCUGCUACACCUCCCACCACUCCCUGGCCAGACACCUCUUCAUUGUCCAUCGGCUGAAGGAGCCGCAGGGUCUCGCCCGAUGCAACGGACGGGGCGGUGGCGACAGCGAUAGCCAAAGGGAGAACCAGAUGGACGUCACAGAUGAGAACGAUGACGGGACACCGAAUACCAAAUGCAAAGUGUGUGGGAAGAUGUUUGAAACGGAGGGAAACCUGAAUACACACAUGAGGACGCACGGGAUGGCCUUCAUUAAGUCCAAGAGACUGAGCACGGCCGAGAAGUGAGAGGACCCUGGUUUUGAGCCGCUGUUGUCGUACCAUUCCAUCUGAGAGACGAUAUCGCUGUUUUAAAAUUUAUACCGUUUAUUAACCAGCUUGCAGACAAGUGCGACGAUGACACUUCUUCUAUCUCCGUUGACUGUUGUGCCCACAUAUAUGAAGUAUAACAUAUAUGUACUAAAAUAUGUACACAGUAUACAAAUCUCAUGUGUUUAAAGAAUAUGUAAUAUAUGUCAAAGUCACUUUAUGUGUAUUUAAUUAAACUGAACAAUAAGAUAAAACAUUUUUGUACACUUUAUGGCAUAGAUGUUUCUAUAGGCCUUGAAUAGAUCUUUUUAUAGAAGAGCUUUUUAUUUUAAACAGUUUCCAUUGUGGUCUUCUCACUAGGAUUGUGGAUAGAUCAUGUAUGAAUAUAUUGUUGUAACGGGAUGAAUCCUCAUACAGUUGGCAGUGUUCUGAAUUUUCUAUAUGCUGCUAACGUCCAACGAAUGUCUGAAAAACACUUUGGGAACUUAGAGUUUCCUAAAUUUCCUAGCUGGUCUUCCACUUGAACGUGGUGGUUGGGUGGAAGACUGGAAUCAUACAUUUUGUUGUGUUUGUUUUUAAUUUGUUUUUUCAAUUCGUUGAUAAUAAAAUUUCUCAGCCCCUCUGAGUUCCGCUCCCAAAACACUGUCUGACAGAGCUAAAGCUAAAUGAUCAUGAGAAGGACUAAUAAAAAAAUCUAAAGAGUGAUAUGCCAGAUUCGUGUUUGCAAAGGGGAAAGGUGUAAAAUGAGUUUUACAACUUUCUCCCAAAAAUCAUGAAACAGCAUAUGUUUGCGAGCGUAUGUCCAGAUCGUCCCAUCAGAUAACUGAUGACUUCAGGACAAUCAGUCAAAGAGGAACAGCCUGUCGCUCCUGUUCAUUGGUCAGCGGUGUUUUCUGUUGCUGUUGUUUACACAUCCAGGAUGAAAGCACCUAAAUUUGUACACUACAUCCUUAUGUGCUGCUUCCACCUCUAUGUCACCUCUUCAACAUGAAAACCCCUAAAAUAAUGAGUUUGAAAUAGCAUUGAAGAGUUCACCACUUUGUGUAUGACUGUGGUAAUAUAUCAUGAGUCUGCGUCAGUCAGAUGUUGAUUGAAGACGUACCAUAUGGGCCAAAUCUGAAUUUCUUUGAGAUAUGUGUUUUUAUAUGCAGAGGGCAAUGUUUUGUUUUGUGUUUUAAUAUCUGUUUCAUGGUAUCUCCUGCCCUUUCUUUUUUUUUUUUUUUCUUUAUUUCUGUGGCAGCUCUUUUUGAUCAUGACUGACUUACAAAUAAGGUGACUUUAUUUCCAUGAAUAUUUAAGAUAUAAGAUACAGAGCACUUGCCUUUCUUUUGAUGGCAGCCUUAUUUACACAAGCAUAUUACAUCCUUCUUUUUGGCCUAAUAAAAAUUCAAAAACCAGAGAUAAAUAUUGCAAUGUCCCUGUAUAUUAUCACUAAUGACAGCAACAUCCUUCUAUCUGUUUCUAGCUGUUACACAUUUCUCUGUGGUUCUUUAAUUUAACACAAGAUCAUAGCUGAUACUGGCUGAAUUUUUCAGCGUAAGGAAGACGAGGGAAGAUUUUGCAGGCCAGAAAUCACAUUGGAAUAAAUCCAACAGAACUGACUUGCCUUCAAGGAAUGUAAAUGUUGCUGUAAAACUGGAGUGAGAAAACAUACAUAUUAUACAUAUUAUAUUGAAGACAGCUAUUUAAAUAAAAUGAACAAUCCAUUUUAAGAGACGUGUGAGAAAGCCGUGACGAGAUUAUUUUCAGUUGGUCUCUUUGCUCCAUGUAUUUCAUAAAAUAGCAUUCUGUUUUGGACAUUAGUUUUUGUUUUUUGUUUUUUUCUACUCUGACAAUAGGACUAUAAUUGUCUGGCACUGUAAAACUGCAUGUGAGAAGCAGUCUGUGAAUUGUUUGUUGAUUAGAAUGUGUUUUUGCUGCUGCUGCUGUUUUUAGACCUGUUCAAUGCUUGUGUACAAAACUGUUCUUGAUGUCAAUAAAUGAUGAAACCUGCAAGGGGCAAGAUCCGA
Myripristis murdjan (pinecone soldierfish) is the source of this 6739-nucleotide messenger RNA. It is a transcript of the gene znf532, whose product is annotated as zinc finger protein 532. The transcript has 9 exons. Lineage: Eukaryota; Metazoa; Chordata; Actinopteri; Holocentriformes; Holocentridae. The coding region runs from base 672 to 4709 and encodes 1345 amino acids. The record is from RefSeq and is a predicted model, not a curated record.